Molecule: messenger RNA, 5648 nt
Organism: Spirometra erinaceieuropaei
Lineage: Eukaryota; Metazoa; Platyhelminthes; Cestoda; Diphyllobothriidea; Diphyllobothriidae
Source: the annotation of a GenBank genome assembly
AUGCUUCCAGCAUCGCAAAAACAUCUGCUGACCUGGUAUUCCAACGACGGUCGUACGGCCAGUCAGAUUGACUACAUACUAGUCAGCUCAAGGUUCCGCAGCUGGGUUCACGAUAGCAGAUCGAUGCGUGGUGCCGAGACUGGUAAUGCCCAUGGGUCGGACCAUGUCCUCGUCCGUACACGCCUGAAAGUUCAUUUCUCAUCCGCACCAAAAAUGCUACGUCCUAGACGCCUCAAUGUCGCAAAAAUCCGGCAAGCCAGCACUGCCGAGGCACUAAGCAGAGAAAUCCGGACCUAUUUUACGGCCCGAGUCGACGGAGAAGUCAGUAACCAGUGGUCGUCACUGAAGACGUCAGUCUAUGGGGCAGCUGAGAAAAUCCUUGGAUACACUCAGCGACGCCGCAGUGACUGGAUCAGCGGAAGAACCCUGCAGUUGUCUGCUCAGACGGCUAGAGCCAGGUCCCGCAACGAUGACUACUUCCGCCAACUUCGGAAGAUGACGGCAAAAUCGGCCAGAGAUGACCGGAAACAAUAUUGGGCUGAAAUAGUGACAUCCGUGGAACAGGCCUCGAACGUUGGUGACACUCGAAAGCUCUACCGUCUGAUCCGCCAAGUUAGCGGUAAGCCCUCUACACUGAGUGAAUCUGUUCGCGAUGUGAACGGCGGCUUUAUUGCUGACAACUCGGCCAAAGUCGAGCGCUGGCGUGAGCACUUUGAGCACCAUCUCAACUUCGAUACCCAACCUACAUCGCCCUUGUUCUCCUCCUCAGCGGAGUUUCUUCCCUCUCCUACCUAUGCAGUGCCAUGCGGUCCCCCCUCCGAGGAAGAAGUCGCCGAUGCUAUACGAAAGUUGCGCAAGAAUAAGGCACCCGGAGAGGACGGUAUACCCGCUGAAAUCUUUAAGUCUUUUGUCGACACUCUGGCGCCCUGGCUCCAUGAGGUGAUUGGACGAGCGUGGAGAGACGAGGUUGUUCCUGAUGACUGGGGCUUAGGCAUCCUUGUACCUAUCCUCAAGAAGGGAGAUAAGACGAGAUGCGAGAACUACCGCGGCAUAAGUCUCAUCGACGUUGCUGCGAAGAUCUUCGCCAUUGUCCUACUCAGGCGAUUCCAGGCUGUGCGUGACUCAAGGACGAGGCCCAACCAAGCCGGAUUUCGUGCUGGACGUGGAUGUGCAGAUCAGAUAUUCACACUGAGGCGCAUUCUCGAAUUUCGCCAUAGCUACCAACAACCGACGGCCGUCUGCUUCGUUGACUUUGCCGCCGCGUUCGAUUCCGUUCACCGUGAGUCCCUGUGGCGGAUAAUGAGGCUAGAUGGUGUACCGGCAAAAAUCAUCGCCAUGAUCAAGGCCUACUAUCGUUCCACUACUGCGAGAGUCCUGGUCCGUAACAAUCUUUCCCAACCGUUCGGUAUUCGGUCUGGCGUUUGACAGGGUUUUAUCCCGUCACCCAUACUGUUCAAAUACGCUAUUGACUGGAUCCUCGGGAGGGCCCUACGCGACAGUGACGGCGUUGAAUUUGCACCCGGACAUCGACUGACUGAUCUCGACUAUGCCGAUGAUAUCGCCUUACUUGCUUCAAGUUUUAGUGAUCUGCAGUCUAUGGUGUCACGGGUGAACGAGGUCGCUAAAUCAGUCGGUUUGUCCAUAAACGCUGGGAAGACCAAAGUAUUCUCAAGCUGCAUCCCUGACCAGGAGAAGGCACCCCUGGGGAUUAAUGGCUGUCAACUUGAAGAAGUGGACAGUUUUAAAUACCUCGGGGCGCGGCUGCUGCCUAAUGGACAGAGUAAGGACGACAUUGUCUCCCGAAUCGAUGCUGCCCUCUGGGUUUUUUCAAGCCUUCGGAAAUGCCUGUGGAACCGACGUGACCUCUCCAUCGCCACUAAGAUUCGCGUCUACCGUGCAUCUGUCCGGUCUGUCCUGCUCUACGGUUGCGAAUGCUGGGCUUUGCGCGUGGCGGAUGAGCGAAAACUGGAGGUAUUUGACCACCACUGCUUGAGGAUCAUCCUUCGAGUGAAGUUAACCGACUUCGUCUCAAAUGAGAUAGUCCGCGCUCGCUGCGACAACAUCGCGAGGAUAACUCAGGCCAUCCAAGAAAGACGACUGCAGUGGUUCGGGAAUGUUCUUCGUCGUCCACCUCAGGAGCUCAGUGUUACUGCCCUCGAUCCGGCACCGUUGCCCCAUUGGAGGCGUCGAAGAGGGAGUCAGUUCAAAACCUGGCUCGACACUGUCCGUCAAGACAUGGAGGUGGUUAUUGGACCUUCGGUAUUCGGUCUCCGUCGUUGGCGAAGGGAAUGGGUUGAGCUGUCUAGAUCUGCUGCCGCGGAUCGUCACGCGUGGAGAGGUACAAUUCGGGACAUCAUCGAGGCCGGCUAGAUCAGGCAUGAUCGCAGUCGUAUCAAGUACAAAGUAAGUUAAAUUAUGACUAAGUCCUUUUAAACUGACUCAAAUGGAAGAAGAGAUAUAGUUUUGGUAACAAGCAUAUUCUACUACACAUCCUAUAUUACGUUUUUCCAAAUGCAACAUUUUAUUUCACUGAAACGCACUGGAAAUAAAAACACGGGGCACUUGGACCAACCGGACACUGAACAUACUAGAAGUGGCCCUUUGCAAGAAGUGGCAUACACUGGGUGACCGAGCUCAUGAAAUGUCGGCGGAAAUUCUAAAAUGCGCAUUCGAUUAGGACGGAUUUCUAAGGUGGAGUUGUAAUACUGAUUAUUGCGCGGCAUAAUCCUAUAGCAUUUCAGACUCGGAAGGAAGUUGGCUUUUGAAUGCACCUCUUGUAGACACCGCAUUCGAUAAAAAAUGACUGCUUAAGUAGCAUAAUUUUUCUAAACUGAUUGUCGAUGAUCUUACAAAUUGAAGUAUAUUGUAUAGAAAAAAUGCGCAAAAUAUGCUUUCUUUUACUAUUUUGAUAGAAAAGCCCGUUGUCUCUACAUUUUAUAUUCAAAAGGGGUAUACGUAGAUUUUAAAAGUUUCCUAUUAUGAGGUUAUUUAAGACCGUGCAAUGUCCAUUCAUACAUCAUCGUGCAUGUCCGUUUACCAAUGCUCCUCAUGAAAUGUGCAACAUAUUCUGCAUCCAUUGCGAAAUUUUACGAACUGCAUAUGGUUGCUUCCUAAAGACAUAUAGGCAUAUAUGAUUUUCAUACGCGGAAUGCAUGCGCCUUGUAGACUGAAAUCGCUAAACGCAAAUGCAACGGCUGAUCAUCAAAAUUAUUCGGGAAUUGGGAACUUUUUCGAAACCGAAAGAGAUUCUUCCUCGAGUUUAAAACUGUGAAGACAACGGGAUUUUUCUACUACACGUGCAGAAUAAAACACAUUUUUUGCAUGUCUUCUGUAAAAUGUAUCUACAUUCAGAAGACCAUCGAAAAUCAAUGUGAAAAAUGCAUGCUACUUGAGUAAUCAUUCCUUACCGAGUGCGGUUUCUACAGGAGCCCGAAAAGAAGUGCAUUCAAAGUCGACAUCCUGUCGAAUCCUUAAUAUUACAGGAUUAUGCCGCAUAAUAAUCAGUAUUAUAACCCAAUCUUAGAAAUCCUUCCUAAUCAAAAUCGCAUUUUAGAACUUCGGUCAACAUUUCAUGAGAUCGGUCACUCACUGCAUAUAAGAAGUCAGUUUUACGUCAAUCCUACCGGCUAUUUAGUAACGUGAGUAAUUUUCCGUGAGGUUUGAGUACCCUAUGACUGCUACAACUGUCACUAGAAAGAAAACGUCAGUGUAAGCUACUGAAUUCGUAGAAACUAACGAGUAGUCUUGAUUCUAUUGGAGAGAAUAGAUAAGACUGACCUUAUUUUAUCAAAGGUGCUGUUAAUAUGCAUUCGUUAAUCUCCAGAAGUACAUUUUCGGGGGUUUAAACCAGCGGACGUUUGCGUCUAAAAUGGUAUUUUAAACUUCGUUCAGUAUUUCUCAUGUCUACUUCGUAAUAGUGGGCUUAGAGACGUCUGACUACACUUCACGCCUUUCUGACAAAGACGCUGUUUAAUUUUAAAAAAAGUAAAGGCAUAGAUAUGCGACGUUUUUAGUCAACAUGUACAUAUAUGUGUGUCAUAAUCAAAAGUGCUGCUUCAGGGUUGUGAAAUUCCCAUGGGCUUCUCGCGCUUAAUUAAAAUUCAUCUUGUUUGCUAGACAGCGCGCACUGAGAUUUGGCCUCCCGCCCUCAUUUCAUUAAAAAUUUCAUAACAAGUGAGGCACAAAGUGCCCUAUAAAAAGCGUGAUCUACGCAGGGGAUUGAAAAGAGGUUCUGUCGAAGGCCAGCAUGUUGGCCUAUAGUCCUUCAAAAGCACGAUCUAUCACGCUUAAACAUACUGAACUAAUUAAUUUGGUAUUGUACUCAGUCACGCAACAUUUACGUCCUAUGGGCAAUCUUUUCUGCAUGUAAGAAUAUGUACAGACUUUAGUCCGUGUUUCAUUUGUCCUUGAAUUGAAGGAAUUUCAAGAGGUUUGACGACCACUUUCUGACAAAAGCAUGUGACGGAGUACGGCGUUCCACGCGAAUAGGAAGCAAAACUUCUUUAGUUCACGUUUUUAGUCGGCUAGUAGUUUUAUGAGUCUUUUGCUAAUAAGCAGAUAUUUACUUACAAAAAACAGUAGGAAACUUUGGUGGGCAGUUGACAGCCUUAUAUACUGCUAAACAUCCAUAAAAAAACAGCUGCUAAAGUCCUGAUUGACUCCGAGGUCUUGGAAAUGCCGCAGAAUGUGUAACUGUAAAAUCCGGAGGUUAGCCGCACUUUUUCACAAGUAGAAACGCUUUAACAUGACAGAAGCGGUGCAGUACAGGGGUGACUUACUGGUGCGAUUUUUGCUAACGAACUUUUCGAUGGGUUAGACAGGCCAGCAAUUAUGUCAGCAAGUGUUCCAUCGAACGUCCAGAGGGAGUUGACAUUUGUGGAACGAGGCCUGGAGUUGUUUCGGUUGAUAAGAUUUUAAUAAAAGUAAAAAUUCGUCUAUGACGACACACUUGUUUUCGAUUUUAUUUCAUAAAAUCGACGGAUGUUGGUGACUGCGGUGAUAAUAAUAAUAAUAAUAAUAAUAAUAAUAAUAACAGUAAUAAUCUCAGAAAUUACUAAAUGCAGGACGAGGUGUUAAGUAUCCGGAACAUGCCUUUUUGGGUUUCGAUCAGAAAUAUCAAUGAACAUUUGACUCAAAAACAAUCAAACACUGGAAUUACAUUAUGUCCAUUCUGCAAACAAGUUGUAUUACUAAUAGUGUAGUUUUUUAUGGCAGAUGGCUAUACCGCACUCGCAAUAUAGGUACUAAGAGUCCUGAUUAUUCUCCGGAGCUCACAUACCAAAAGCCGCAUAGAGAACCCGACCCUCUUGCAGUUGCAUUGCUCAGCGACAGAACCAUCAGUGGAAGAUGAGUCUGGGCUUCAGAUGGUACCCAUGUCAAGAGUAUGAAUUUGUCACAUAUACGGCGAAUGAUUGAGGUUAUGCGGGGCCCAGGCGUUCGGAUAGAAAGGGGAAGAAAAAGAAGAUGCUGAUGAUGAUGCUGCUGCUGCUGCUGCUGCUGUUGCUGCUGCUGCUGCUGCUGCUGGUGAUGAUGAUGAUGAUGAUGAUGAUGAUGAUGAUGAUGAUGAUGAUGAUGAUGACGUCGCGAUCGACGGCUUCUACGACGUGCGCAACAGAACGGGCCCAGCCCGAUGGCUGCGCGCGAAUUAG